AUGGCUACUACUAAUGAAAGUAAUUCAACACAAAUGGAACGUCUUACAACGUGUCCUGUUUGUUUGGAUAAAUUUCGUACACCAAAACUUUUACCAUGUAUGCAUACAUUUUGUUUAACACCAUGUUUAACAAAUCUUGUCGAUCCACGAGCACGUUCAUUACGUUGUCCGGAAUGUCGUCGGGAACAUCAUAUACCACCAGGUGGUGUUCAAACAUUUCCUGCUAAUUUAACUAUGAUUGGAUUUCUUGAUCUUCAACCAGCAAAUUCUAGUCAACCUGGUAGUUGUUUUAUAUGCAAUGAGCAAAAACAAGCUCUUACAAAAUGUCAUGAUUGCUCAAAAUAUGUAUGUUCUGAUUGUCGUGAGGCACAUUUACGUGAGGGUUCUUAUAAUAUAAGAUCACUGGUUAGUCAAAUUCGUCGUACAUUACCAAAAUUAAGUGAUAAAAUAGCUUCAUAUGAACAAAGAGUCAAUACUGUUAAAACAAAUCAUGAACAAAUUCAACGCGAAAUAACAUCAGCUAUAGCAAUAUUAAUACAAGAGUUAAAACAUCGUGAAACAGCAUUAUUUACUGAAGCUGAAGUUUAUAUGCAAUCGCAAUUAAGAAUGUUUCGUUUACAACAAGAAACUGCAGAAGUCGAAUUAGCAAGUGUAGCAAGUUUUUGUGAAUCAGUUGAAACAUCACUUGCAAAUGGGCAAGCAAUUAAUGAUGUUGAUUUAGCAAAUAUGCGAUCACAAUGUAGUCGUUAUUCACAACAAAUUGAAACAUUACAUGCUCAAAUGCCAACUGAUGUCCAGAAGUUACGAUUUGCAUUUGAAAAUCAAGCCGCUAUAUCAUCAACUGUUCAAAAUUUUGGUCGUUUAAUUGAUAUUUCAAACGAACAACAAUCACAAACUUCAACAACUCAAGUUGUUCCUAUACAACAAACAAGAUUUCAAUCACCUGGAUAUUCUCAUUCAGCUACAAAUUAUGUACCAACAGCACCAAAUCCAAUGUAUAUUCGAGAACAAUCACAAAUUGAUCAAAUACGGCAUUUAGAAAAUUUAUAUUAUUCACGUGGUUCAACAGCAUCACGACCACCUUUACCAUCUCAAACAUUUGCAUAUCAUCCACCACAAAAUCAUUUUUCUGGAAGUGUUGAUAAUCCAUUUGUUGAUCUUAAUUUUACAAUGCCUGCUCGAUCUUCAACAUCAUCUUAUACAGCAUCAUGGGAUCCACAAUCAGCACGUCGUACGUCAUCAAUUUUUGGACCAAAUCCAUUUCUGGCUACAAAUACUCGACCACCUCAACGACCUCCAGCACCAGCACCAGCACCACCAUCACCACGACGAAAUCAUAUUACAAGUACAACUGCAGCUCGAUCACUCGAAGGUGAUGAUCGACCAAUUUUUGGUGGUAGGGGUAGUGGUGGUGGUGGUGGUGGUAGAGCAAGAGAUCGAGUUCCUACUACAGCACCUAUUCAAGAACAAGAACCAUCACCACUCGGCGAUCGACAGCGACGUGGAACAUUUGUAUUAGAAGAACCGAGUUUACCUAAUCUACCACAAUCCGGUGCUCAACGACCUCGUGAUCCAGUUAUUGUUCAAGAACUUUAUAAUGUUCGAGCAAGAAAUCGUGCUCAAACACCUGUUGCUUUUACUAUUAAUCUCAAUGAAGCAUCUCAAUCAGCACCUUCACAAGCAACAGGAAAUGCUCCUACUUAA
Rotaria sp. Silwood2 is the source of this 1704-nucleotide messenger RNA. The record is from the annotation of a GenBank genome assembly. NCBI's taxonomy places the organism in Eukaryota, Metazoa, Rotifera, Eurotatoria, Philodinida, Philodinidae.